Messenger RNA from Asterias rubens (European starfish), 4048 nucleotides. RefSeq names its product enolase-like. Gene Ontology annotation, cellular component: phosphopyruvate hydratase complex. The record is from RefSeq and is a predicted model, not a curated record. Gene Ontology annotation, biological process: glycolytic process. The transcript has 13 exons. Gene Ontology annotation, molecular function: magnesium ion binding; phosphopyruvate hydratase activity. The coding region runs from base 109 to 1413 and encodes 434 amino acids. Lineage: Eukaryota; Metazoa; Echinodermata; Asteroidea; Forcipulatida; Asteriidae.
AUUGCGACCUACCGGUCUCUCUGCCUCAAAAAUCCAGAUCAGCCGUGAGAAAAGCUCGAACACUCUUUGUGAUUAUCAACAAAAAAAGAUCAGCUAGACUGAACAAUCAUGCCUAUCACAAAGAUCUUCGCUCGUCAGAUUUUCGAUAGUCGGGGCAACCCAACAGUCGAAGUUGACCUCACAACUGAAAAGGGGGUUUUCCGGGCAGCUGUGCCAAGCGGUGCGUCCACUGGGAUCUAUGAGGCCCUGGAGCUUCGAGACAAAGAUCCAAAGAGGUUUCUUGGCAAGGGGGUCGAUAAAGCCAUAAAGAACAUCAACGACAUCAUCGCUCCGGCUUUGAUUGCCAAGAAUUUAGACGUUACCAAACAGACAGAAGUGGAUCAGUUUAUGCUCAGUCUUGAUGGCACAGAAAACAAGUCCAAGCUUGGAGCGAACGCCAUCUUGGGUGUAUCUCUAGCCGUCUGCAAGGCUGGGGCUGCUUCAUCUGGUGUGCCCUUGUACCAGUACAUUGCUCAACUUGCUGGAAACAAACAAGUUAUCCUUCCAGUACCAGCUUUCAAUGUGAUCAAUGGUGGUAGCCAUGCCGGUAACAAGCUUGCCAUGCAGGAGUUUAUGCUCCUUCCAACAGGUGCUGGCUCCUUCAAGGAAGCCAUGAGAAUUGGAGCUGAGAUUUACCAGAACCUGAAGGCGGUUAUCAAGAGUAAAUACGGACAAGAUGCAACCAAUGUCGGUGAUGAAGGUGGAUUUGCUCCCAACAUUCAGGACAAUCGUGAAGGACUUGAGCUUUUGAAGGAAGCCAUUGCAAGAGCUGGCUACACAGACAAGGUCAAGAUCGGUAUGGAUGUUGCUGCGUCCGAGUUCCACCGUGACAAAAAAUACGAUCUGGACUUCAAGAACAAGGACUCCGAUCCUUCCAAAUUCUUGACUGGUAAAGAGCUGACAGCUUUGUACCUGGAUUUCAUCAAAGAUUACCCAGUUGUUUCCAUCGAAGACUCCCAUGAUCAGGACGAUUGGGAAUCCUGGUCUGACUUCACCAGCCGUACUGACAUUCAGGUUGUUGGAGAUGAUCUUACCGUCACUAACCCAAAACGAAUCAAGACAGCCAUCGAGAAGAAAUCAUGCAAUUGUCUCCUCCUGAAGGUCAAUCAGAUCGGAUCCGUGACGGAGUCUAUUGAAGCGUGUAAGCUGGCUCAGUCUAAUGGAUGGGGUGUCAUGGUGAGCCACCGCAGCGGUGAAACCGAAGAUACAUUCAUCGCUGAUCUGGUCGUUGGGCUGUGCACCGGCCAGAUUAAGACCGGUGCCCCGUGCCGCUCUGAACGCCUGGCCAAGUACAACCAGAUACUAAGAAUUGAAGAGGAGCUUGGAGCAAAUGCUGUUUACGCCGGUGAAAAAUUCAGACACCCUCUGAAAUAGAGAGAUGAACAUCACUCAGUUGGAAAGUGGUACAAUCCAGUGUGCAUAGUUUGACCAUAGCCAUUGUAGUUGGCUCAAACCAAAAAGGUGAGAUAGGGAAUAGUAAAAAAAUAAUUUGAAAUCCCACCCUAAUAAAUGGCAAUAGAUUUAACAGUAAUGUUAGGGUCUGCUGUGCUGCAGCCAUGUUAAUUGGUCUUAUACCUGUGCCAUUUGCUACUGUGUAACCAAACUCUCAGUAAAGGUACCAGUCUGUGUAGAUUAUUGAUUUACGGUGUACCUUAAUUUAAAAGAAACUAGAAAGUUUGUUGUUGGAACUGCUGUGCUCCUGAGUUGUUGUCUUAUAGUCUUUCUUUCCUGUCACGACUGUGAUUGAAACCUGUUCCAGCAAAACCCCUGGGUUUUUAACUUGGAUGUUAAUACAUUAAUAGUAUUGGUAUAAUUACAUGAGAAGUAAAGUAGAACUUUUUAUCAAUAUAAGGAGAAUUAACAACCCAAUUAGCUUCUUGAGUCAGUCACACUGUACUUAAUAUGGGCUUUUCAUACUCAACCCAAACCCAAGUAGGAACCACAAGUAUGCCCGUGUGUAAUUCUUUUUGACAAAUGUUGUGUGGCAUUCAUACAUAGCCAUGAUCACCAUCAAAUUAAAACAGAGGGAUUUACGACUCUAGCCUUAAUCACAGAGACGCCAUUUAAUCUAAUUGCCGUUUAAGUUAACUAGCAACAAACAUUUUCAACAUUUGUGACUAUGUGUUAGACCAUGUAUAGCCAUAUUCCUUGCUCUAUGGUCCGAUUUGUCAUUGGUAAUUUGUUUCCGAAACAGAAGGUUCAUUUGUCGAGUUGAAUCGUACUUAACUGAUGAAUUGGUAAACGUCUCUAAUGUAGUACAUUAAUUUUGUACCAUCGCAAUAAGCUUGAUCUGCUCGUAAGGAUUAAAAUAUUGCACGAAUAUGUGUUAACUGAAUCAAAUUAUAUGAAGUAAGCAAAAAAGUCAUGUUGUAGAGAAACUGUUCCAGCUUAGCUUGUUUGCUUAGGUUUUUAUUGUAAGGCUGAGUUUUUUUUAACAGCUUUUUGGCUUUGUCAGGAGGGAUCUUUUUACUCACAAUUUAUGGGGGUUAAUAUUUUCAAGGAAAUAUCCACAUGACCGCAGAGCUUGCAUCUCAGAACUUUCACUUGGCCAGAACUAUUCUUACAGCAACAGAAAUAAUGUCUUCCUUUUGCCAAGCUUUAGAGAACUUGUUUUGGUUGAAAACCUAAGCAAUGAAUCAGUCAAACUCAAAUGUAGCGUGUCAUGUUUUUACAUUGGGAGGAACACAGUGGUACCACUGCUAGACAUGUUUAGAUCCACAGUACAUGUAAGUUCUAAGUUCACUGUACCCAUUCCAGAGUGGACCAGUGGGUAUUCCGAGCCCUAAUAUAUUGUUGCUGCAUGGUCAGCCUGCCUUAGCCACAGUAGCUCUUUUUUUUCUCCAGAAAACAAUCAGAUCAAACUGAUCGAAAGGUUGAGUUGAAACCAACGGUUCUUUUCAGAACCACCCAACUCAUUUAAGAGAUAGUCAUUGUGUUACGGCAAACCUUUCCAUAUUGUUAUUCCACUGUGCAGUGUCAAAUCCUACUUAGCUCAAUUUAAACACAGCUUGCUUUGUUUUACAUGUAGCUCUGUUAAGUAAUUCGUUAAAGUUUUUCAAGCUUUGGGGGUGUAAAUUACAGUGUUUUGUAGUACUAUGGGUGAGUCGUACAGUAUAUGUUGAUCAGACUGAGAAUAACUUGUGCAGGUCUCUUAAAAAUAUUGACCUGCAAGUAUUUCCUGCAACAGUUAUUUUUUACAGCUUGAGCCCGGUUCAUACUUCCUGCGAAUGGGAUGCAAUGCGAAUUUUAAUGUCACAUGACUAUUUUCGCAGCGAAUGUUUCGUGGCAGUUCAACUGCUAUCUAUUCAUUGCGAAUUAAUUGUGACGUCAAAUUUUGUAUCGCAUACACAUUCACAGGAAGUAUGAGCCUAGCCUAACACAUGACAGGUUGCCAUUAGGCCCUUCCAAAAGACUUCCAUUACAGAAAAGAUAAUCUAAAAGGAAAAUAUUUCAAAGAUGGGUUGGAAAGAACGAUUAGAAGGUAUUCUUUUAGGGGUAACAGAAAAUAAUUUAUUACUCUUGAGAGAAAUACUUAUUGAAACACCUUCUUGGGAAGAUUUAAAGCACAGCAGACCUGAUUGCUCUGCAGCUGUAUAUUAAAAGUGUCCCAGUAUUUAUGUUUGUAAAACAUGGACUUCCAGCACUGGCUCCUUGCAGUUUUUGUGGCCAUUGAAAACAAAAUAAUUGUUUCCCCAAGGGUAACAAGUCUAUUUUUACUGACUCAAAGAGAAAAGUUCUAUUGAAAAGAAAUUAUCUUAAAUAUAUAAAAUUUUAAAAAACAAUCUGAGUUUUCUGAUGCACUAAUUGUUAUAGUCAAAGUAUGAGAUAUAUGAACAAUUUGAAGAACUUCUCCAGUGUUGUUUGAGCUUUUGUUUACAAUGUGUUAAUUCCAGCCCAGGUUUAUUAUUACCAGUAGUGCUGUGAAAUUACAUGUGUCUUCUUCUGUUUGUGGUGUGUGCAUUCUUUCAGUACAAAUAUAGGAGAAAUAAAAUAUAGAAUUAAAACCUUA